This is a messenger RNA of Lactuca saligna, 1050 nucleotides long. NCBI's taxonomy places the organism in Eukaryota, Viridiplantae, Streptophyta, Magnoliopsida, Asterales, Asteraceae. The record is from the annotation of a GenBank genome assembly.
AUGCAUGAACGAGACUCAGUUUCAUGGAACACCAUGAUUGAUUCAUACGCCAAAGUCGGCAACAUGGUAGCAGCUCGAGAACUAUUUAACCUAAUGGAUCACAAAACCCUAAUUUCUUGGACCAUUAUGAUCAAUGGCUAUUCACAACACCAAAAUCCCAAAGAAGCAUUAACCCUCUUCAAUCUAAUGCUUUCCCACAACAUAAAACCCGAUAAAUUUUGCAUCAUAGGCUCUAUAUCAGCAUGUGCCCAAUUGGGCGCACUCGAUUCAGGACGGUGGCUUCAUACAUACAUCAAAAAGACGAAAAUACCCCUUGAUGUCGUGGUAAACACAACCCUCAUCGACAUGUAUAUGAAAUGUGGUGGAAUUGAAGAGGCACAUGCGGUUUUCAAUAGCAUGUUGGAAAGAAACGUUAUUACUUAUAAUGUUAUGAUUUCCGGACUUGGAAUCAACAAUUCCGGUGCCGAAGCUUUGAGAUAUUUUUAUCAAAUGGAGCAAGACGGAAUGGAAUUGGACGAUUUGGUAUACAUGAGUGUUUUAUCAGCAUGUAGUCAUGCGGGAUUUGUGACGGAAGGAGUUGAAAUCUUUAAAAGAAUACGAAAUCCGAAGGUCGAACACUACGGAUGCUUAAUCGAUCUUCUUGUUCGAAAGGGCGAAUUUGGAAAAGCAUUAAAUUUUAUCGGAUCGAUGCCGAUGGAACCGAAUGUAGAUUUGUGGGGUUCGGUUCUUUUAGGGUGUAGGGUAUGGAAGAAUGUUGGAUUGGGUGAAUUUGUGGUGGAUCGGUUGAAAGAGAUUAGUGGGGAUGAUCGUGGAGUUUAUGUUCUUAUGUCGAAUAUUUAUGCGGAUAGUGGAAUGUGGGAUGGUGUGGCGGCGAUGAGAAGGAUUGUGGCGGUGAAAGGGGUGGUGGAGGGUGGGAAGAGUGUGAUUGAGGUGGUUGGUGGCGGUGUUGAGGAGUUUGUUUCGGGUAAAAAUGGUGGGGUUUGUGGGGAUGAUAUCGAAGAGGUUGUUUGUAGUUUAUCUAAGAUGUUGGAUUUGGAAUAUGAGGGUUAA